Molecule: messenger RNA, 477 nt
Organism: Cetraspora pellucida
Lineage: Eukaryota; Fungi; Glomeromycota; Glomeromycetes; Diversisporales; Gigasporaceae
Source: the annotation of a GenBank genome assembly
AUGUUAGCAACAUCAUCUACUGAUCCGAGUUUAUUUAAAUUACGUUAUGUUUUCACAACACUUAUGGCAUGUGGCGUAUUUACUUCGCAACCAAUAGUAAUAAGUUGGCUUACUGGCAAUAUUGUUGGUCAAUAUAAACGCAAUGUAACUAUUGCAACAUUCUUUACUAUUGGUAAUAUUGGAAGUGUUGUUGGACUUCUAGUAUUCACAAAAGAUGCACCACCUGCAUUUACAACUGGAAUGAUAAUAUGCUUGAGCAUAUCGGUUUUUCAAUUUGUUUUAUGUGCUUUAAUGAAAUUUAAUUUGGAUUAUGAAAAUAAGAAGCGUGAUUUAGCCACAUUAGCCAAACAUAAUGUUCAUCUAAGUGAAAGUAAAUUAAGAGAUACUAAGUUGAUUAUGGUAAAGGCUGCGAAAUUGGUGGAAUAUGAACCAAAAUUCGAUGAAAUUUUGUGCGAUCGACAUCCUAAUUGGAGAUAG